Messenger RNA from Sphenostylis stenocarpa, 171 nucleotides. The record is from the annotation of a GenBank genome assembly. NCBI's taxonomy places the organism in Eukaryota, Viridiplantae, Streptophyta, Magnoliopsida, Fabales, Fabaceae.
AUGGCCGACCAUUGUCUACCCUUUUCAUGGGUGCUACAUAUUGUGUGGCAGCAGCGUAUAGAGUAUGAGCAGGUAUCUGAGAAGCAUGCUCAGUGGGAUAAUUCUGGUCCCAAAACAAUCAGGAUCGCAGGCUUCUCCACUGAUAAGCGUUCACAGAUGAAAACAUCUUAG